GACAUACCGUCCUACAUACUGUCCUACAUACUGUCCUGCAUACUGUCCUGCAUACUGUCCAACAUACUGUCCUGCAUACUGUCCUACAUACUGUCCUGCAUACUGUCCUGCAUACUGUCCUACAUACUGUCCUGCAUACUGUCCUACAUACUGUCCUACAUACUGUCCUGCAUACUGUCCAACAUACUGUCCUGCAUACUGUCCUACAUACUGUCCUGCAUACUGUCCUGCAUACUGUCCUACAUACUGUCCUGCAUACUGUCCUACAUACUGUCCUACAUACUGGCUUACAUAAUGUCCUACAUACUGUCCUACAUACUGUCCUGCAUACUGUCCUGCAUACUGUCCUACAUACUGUCCUACAUACUGUCCAACAUACCAUCCUACAUACCGUCCUGCAUACUGUCCUACAUACUGUCCUACAUACUGUCCUACAUAUUGUCCUGCAUAGUGUCCUACAUACCGUCCUAUAUACUGUCCUACAUACCGUCCUGCAUACCGUCCUACAUACUGUCCUACAUACUGUCCUGCAUACUGGCCUACAUACUGUCCUACAUACUGUCCUACAUACUGUCCUACAUACUGUCCUGCAUACUGUCCUACAUACUGUCCUACAUACUGUCCUGCAUACUGUCCUACAUACCGUCCUACAUACCGUCCUACAUACUGUCCUGCAUACUGUCCUGCAUACUGUCCUGCAUACUGUCCUACAUACUGGCCUACAUACGGUCCUACAUACUGUCCUACAUACUGUCCUACAUACCAUCCUACAUACUGUCCUACAUACUGUCCUACAUACCGUCCUGCAUACUGUCCUACACACUGUCCUACAUACUGUCCUACAUACCGUCGUACAUACUGUCCUACAUACUGUCCUACAUACUGUCCUACAUACUGUCCUGCAUUCUGUCCUACAUACUGUCCUACAUACUGUCCUACAUACAGUGAGGGAAAAAAGUUUUUGAUUCCCUGCUGAUUUUGUAUGUUUGCCCACUGACAAAGAAAUGAUCAGUCUAUAAUUUUAAUGGUAGGUUUAUUUGAACAGUGAGAGACAGAAUAACAACAAAUAAAUCCAGAAAAAUGCAUGUCAAAAAUGUUAUAAAUUGAUUUGCAUUUUAAUGAGGGAAAUAAGUAUUUGACCCCUCUGCAAAACAUGACUUAGUACUUGGUGGCAAAACCCUUGUGGUCUAAGGCACUGCAUCGCAGUGCUAGCUAGGCCACUAGAGAUCCUGGUUCGAAUCCAGGCUCUGUCGUAGCCGGCCGCGACCGGGAGACCCAUGGCGUGGUGCACAAUUGGCCUAGCGUCGUCCAGGGUAGGGGAGGGAAUGGCCGGCAGGGAUGUAGCUCAGUUGGUAGAGCAUGGUGUUUGCAACGCCAGGGUUGUGGGUUUGAAAAAUACAAAAAAUAAUGUAUGCACUCACUAACUGUAAGUCGCUCUGGAUAAGAGCGUCUGCUAAAUGACUAAAAUAUAAAAGUAAAAAUGUAAUCACAGAGGUCAGACGUUUCUUGUAGUUGGCCACCAGGUUUGCACACAUCUCAGGAGGGAUUUUGUCCCACUCCUCUUUGAAGAUCUUCUCCAAGUCAUAAAGGUUUCGAGGCUGACGUUUGGCAACUCGAACCUUUAGCUCCUUCCACAGAUUUUCUAUGGGAUUAAGGUCUGGAGACUGGCUAGGCCACUCCAGGACCUUAAUGUGCUUCUUCUUGAGCCACUCCUUUGUUGCCUUGGCCGUGUGUUUUGGUUCAUUGUCAUGCUGGAAUACCCAUCCACGACCCAUUUUCAAUGCCCUGGCUGAGGGAAGGAGGUUCUCACCCAAGAUUUGACGGUACAUGGCCCCGUCCAUCGUCCCUUUGAUGUGGUGAAGUUGUCCUGUCCCUUUAGCAGAAAAACACCCCCAAAGCAUAAUGUUUCCACCGCCAUGUUUGACGGUGGGGAUGGUGUUCUUGGGGUCAUAGGCAGCAUUCCUCCUCCUCCAAACAUGGCAAGUUGAGUUGAUGACAAAGAGCUCGAUUUUGGUCUCAUCUGACCACAACACUUUCACCCAGUUCUCCUCUGAAUCAUUCAGAUGUUCAUUGGCAAACUUCAGACGGCCCUGUAUAUGUGCUUUCUUGAGCAGGGGGACCUUGCGGGCGCUGCAGGAUUUCAUUCCUUCACGGCGUAGUGUGUUACCAAUUUCUUUCUUGGUGACUAUUGUCCCAGCUGCCUUGAGAUCAUUGACAAGAUCCUCCCGUGUAGUUCUGGGCUGAAUCCUCACCGUUCUCAUGAUCAUUGCAACUCCACGAGGUGAGAUCUUGCAUGGAGCCCCAGGGCGAGGAAGAUUGACAGUUCUUUUGUGUUUCUUCCAUUUGCGAAUAAUCGCACCAACUGUUGUCACCUUCUCACCAAGCUGCUUGGCGAUGGUCUUGUAGCCCAUUCCAGCCUUGUGUAGGUCUACAAUCUUGUCCCUGACAUCCUUGGACAGCUCAUUGGUCUUGGCCAUGGUGGAGAGUUUGGAAUCUGAUUGAUUGAUUGCUUCUGUGGACAGGUGUCUUUUAUACACGUAACAAACUGAGAUUAGGAGCUCUCCCUUUAAGAGUGUGCUCCUAAUCUCAGCUCGUUACCUGUAUAAAAGACACCUGGGAGCCAGAAAUCUUUCUGAUUGAGAGGGGGUCAAAUACUUAUUUCCCUCAUUAAAAUGCAAAUACUUUUAUAAUAUUUUUGACAUGCAUUUUUCUGGAUUUUGUUGUUGUUAUUCUGUCUCUCACUGUUCAAAUAAACCUACCAUUAAAAUUAUAGACGGAUUAUUUCUUUGUCAGUGGGCAAACAUACAAAAUUAGCAGGGGAUCAAAUACUUUUCCCCCUCACUGUACUGUCUUGCAUACCCUCCUACAUACCGUCCUACAUACUGUCCUACAUACUGUCCUACAUACCGUCCUACAUACUGUCCUGCAUACUGUCCUACAUACUUUCCUACAUACCGUCCUACAUACUGUCCUACAUACCAUCCUGCAUACUGUCCUACAUACCGUCCUACAUACUGUCCUACAUACCGUCCUACAUACUGUCCUGCAUACUGUCCAACAUACUGUCUUACAUACUGUCCUACAUACUGGCCUACAUACCAUCCUGCAUACUGUCCUGCAUACUGGCCUACAUACCGUCCUACAUACUGUCCUACAUACAGUCCUACAUACUGUCCUACAUACUGUCCUGCAUACUGUCCUACAUACUGUCCUACAUACUGUCCUACAUACUGUCCUGCAUACUGUCCUACAUACCGUCCUACAUACUGUCCUACAUACCAUCCUACAUACUGUCCUGCAUACUGUCCUACAUACUUUCCUACAUACCGUCCUACAUACUGUCCUACAUACCGUCCUGCAUACUGUCCUGCAUACUGGCCUACAUACCGUCCUACAUACUGUCCUACAUACCGUCCUACAUACUGUCCUACAUACUGUCCUGCAUACUGUCCUACAUACUGUCCUACAUUCUGUCCUACAUACUGUCCUACAUACCGUCCUACAUACUGUCCUACAUACUGUCCUGCAUACUGUCCUAAAUACUGUCCUACAUUUUGUACUACAUACCGUCCUACAUACUGUCCUACAUACUGUCCUGCAUACUGGCCUACAUACUGUCCUACAUACCAACCUACAUACCGUCCUACAUACUGUCCUGCAUACUGGCCUACGUACUGUCCUACAUAA
Molecule: messenger RNA, 3687 nt
Organism: Coregonus sp. 'balchen'
Lineage: Eukaryota; Metazoa; Chordata; Actinopteri; Salmoniformes; Salmonidae
Source: the annotation of a GenBank genome assembly